Molecule: messenger RNA, 9123 nt
Organism: Oncorhynchus nerka (sockeye salmon)
Lineage: Eukaryota; Metazoa; Chordata; Actinopteri; Salmoniformes; Salmonidae
Product: voltage-dependent P/Q-type calcium channel subunit alpha-1A-like
Exons: 29
Coding region: 25-5073 (1682 amino acids)
Biological process (GO): chemical synaptic transmission; calcium ion import across plasma membrane
Cellular component (GO): neuronal cell body; voltage-gated calcium channel complex; membrane
Molecular function (GO): high voltage-gated calcium channel activity
Source: RefSeq, a predicted model, not a curated record
UACUCCCGCCACAUCCGUCCUGACAUGAAGACCCAUACAGACCGCCCUCUAGUGGUGGACCCCCAGGAGAACCGCAACAACAACACCAACAAGACCACCAAAGAGCCUGACCCCCGCCUCAGCCAGCAGCACGCUGACGAGCUGGUCCGCAAGCAGACACACGUCCACGAGAGAGGAGGUGGGGGAGGAGGAGGUGGGGGCUCCGGGUCUGGUUCAGGCCCUGGAAGGCCUUACGAGCGGGCAGACUCUACGGAGAGCCGCAGGAGCCGUAAGGAGAGCAAGGAGCACCAGGAGCUCCAACACCACCACUCCUCCCAUACCCGCCUAGAUGCAACGAUGCUGGGACAGAGUGGAGAGGAGAGGCCCCAGAGAAGGCACCACCACCCACGGGGCCAGGUGGGCUCAUCGGAGCACAGGAAACCCCGCCAGCACCGCAUGCCCCCAGAGGACGAAGAGGGGGGAGGUGGCGGUGGUGGAGGAGGGGAAAGGCUACACAAGAGCAGGGUGACAGAAGGAGAAGGCGAGGGGGAGCAAGAAGGGGGUGAUGGAGGUGAGAGGAGGCAGAGACGGCAUCGCCAUGGCACUCAGUCAGGGUGUGAUGGUGAGGGGAAGAGGACGCGGCAACACCGCAGGAAGGAUGGUCCCAACCUGUCCACCACACGGCCCAUCCAGAAGAGCCUCUGUAGACAGGACAGCCAGUACAGCGAGGACAUGGACAAUGUCAUGAACAGUAAACUGGCCACCAGCCAGCCCAAGCUACACCCAGGCUACACCCAGCAGCCCUGCCCAGCCUCGGGCCUCCCCAGCCCAGCCAACCACACUACCCCAGGCCCAGGCCCAGGCUUCGGCCCUGCAGGCCUCAACACUCACCUGACAAACAGCAGCUCCCACCUGGGCCUAGAUGGAAGCCUGGUUCCUGCAUACGGAAGUAGCACCCGGAUACCGGACCACACGGCAGUGGACAUACCACCCAUGUUUCCUUCCCACAACGCCAUAUUGCAGGUCAAUAAGAAUGCUAACACAGAGCCUCUGCCUAAGAAGGAGGAUAAGGAGGAUGAUGAUGAUGAGAAGGGUGAUGAAGAUGGACCCAAACCAAUGCCUCCCUAUAGCUCCAUGUUCAUCCUCUCUACCACCAACCCGUUCCGGAGACUAUGCCACUACAUUGUGACUCUGAAAUUCUUUGAGUUUGGUAUCCUGUCUACCAUCGCUAUGAGCAGUAUCGCCCUGGCAGCGGAAGACCCCGUCUGGCCAGAAUCACCUCGCAACAAUGUUCUGCGCUACUUUGACUAUGUGUUUACGGGAGUGUUCACUUUUGAGAUGUUGAUUAAGAUGGUAGAUCUGGGCCUGGUGUUGCACCAGGGCUCCUAUUUCCGUGACCUGUGGAACAUCCUGGACUUUAUAGUGGUUAGUGGUGCUCUGGUGGCCUUCGCCUUCACGGGAAGCAGUAAGGGGAAAGACAUCAGCACAAUCAAGUCUCUGAGGGUUCUGAGAGUGUUGCGACCUCUGAAGACUAUCAAGCGUCUUCCAAAGCUCAAGGCUGUGUUUGACUGCGUGGUCAACUCCCUGAAGAACGUCCUGAACAUCCUCAUCGUCUACAUGCUCUUCAUGUUUAUUUUUGCUGUGGUGGCCGUGCAGCUGUUCAAAGGGAGAUUCUUCUACUGCACUGACGAGUCCAAAGAGUUUGAGCGCGAUUGCAGGGGCGAAUAUCUAGUCUAUGAGCGGAAUAAUGAAGUGAAGGCGCAGAAGCGGGAGUGGAAGAAGUACGAUUUCCACUACGACAACGUGCUUUGGGCCCUGCUCACCCUCUUCACCGUGUCUACCGGAGAGGGGUGGCCGCAGGUGCUGAAACAUUCAGUGGAUGCGACCUAUGAGAAUCAGGGCCCGAGCCCGGGGUACCGGAUGGAGAUGUCCAUCUUUUACGUGGUGUACUUCGUGGUCUUCCCCUUCUUCUUCGUCAAUAUCUUCGUAGCUCUCAUCAUCAUCACUUUCCAGGAGCAAGGAGACAAGAUGAUGGAGGAUUACAGUUUAGAGAAAAACGAGAGAGGCUGCAUAGACUUCGCCAUUAAUGCCAAACCGUUGACGCGACACAUGCCUAAGAACAAGCAAAGCUUCCAGUACCGCAUGUGGGAGUUUGUGGUGUCGCCGCCAUUUGAGUAUACAAUCAUGGCUAUGAUCGCGCUCAAUACUAUCGUACUGAUGAUGAAGUAUGACGGAGCCUCUCCGGCCUACGAGGCUGUGCUGGCCAACCUGAACAUCGUGUUCACCUCGCUGUUCUCCAUGGAGUGUGUGCUCAAGAUCAUCGCCUUUGGAGUGCUGAAUUACUUCAAAGAUGCCUGGAACAUUUUUGACUGUGUGACAGUCCUGGGCAGCAUUACAGAUAUUUUAGUGACUGAGCUCGGGAAUAACUUCAUCAACUUGAGUUUCCUGAGACUGUUCAGGGCUGCCAGGCUCAUCAAACUGCUCCGGCAGGGAGAAACCAUCCGCAUCCUGCUCUGGACCUUUGUUCAAUCCUUCAAGGCGCUGCCGUACGUGUGCCUGCUUAUCGGCAUGCUGUUCUUCAUCUAUGCCAUCAUCGGGAUGCAGCUGUUUGGGAACAUAGGGAUGGAGGAGGAAGAGGGGAGCGCCAUCAACGAACACAACAACUUCAGGACUUUCUUCCAAGCUCUCAUGCUGCUCUUCAGGAGUGCCACGGGCGAGGCGUGGCAUGACAUCAUGCUGUCGUGUCUUGGAGGGAAGCUCUGUGAUCCUCUGGCAGGGAACACUGAACCAGAGUGUGGCAGCCAGUUUGCCUACCUCUACUUUGUGUCCUUCAUCUUCUUCUGCUCCUUCCUGAUGCUGAAUCUGUUCGUGGCUGUCAUCAUGGACAACUUUGAGUACCUGACCAGAGACUCCUCCAUCCUCGGCCCACAUCAUCUAGACGAGUAUGUCAGGAUAUGGGCUGAAUAUGACCAAGCAGCUUGUGGCAGGAUCAGUUGCAGGGAUAUGUAUGACAUGCUCAGGCAUAUGAGCCCUCCGCUAGGCCUGGGGAACAGGUGCCCGGCGCGGGUGGCCUACAAGAGGCUGCUGCGGAUGGACCUCCCGGUCGCCGACGACAACUCAGUCCACUUCAACUCCACCCUGAUGGCCUUGAUCCGCACGGCGCUGGACAUCAAGAUCGCCAAGGGAGGUGUGGACAAACACCAGAUGGAUGCAGAGCUGAGGAAAGAGAUGAUGGCGAUUUGGCCCAAUCUCUCCCAGAAGACCCUGGACCUCUUAGUCACGCCACAUAAGUCAGCAACAGACCUGACGGUGGGGAAGAUCUACGCUGCCAUGAUGAUCAUGGAGUACUACAGGCAGAGCAAGGCCAAGCGCUCUCAGGCGCGGCUAGAGGCGGAGCAGAAUCGAACGACAUUACUGUUUCAGCGCGUGGAGCCGCCCUCCCCCAUCCAGGAUGGGCCUCUCUGCCUCCCUCCUACCCAACCGGCAGACCCCGUCAACACCCUACCGGUGGAGGGGGGGGUUCCAGAGAGCCAGUCGUGGGUGACAGUGCGGGCUCAGGAGAUGUCCCAGAGAGUAGGCAGCUGGAGUCCUGAGGGACAGCACUCUGAGGAUGGCCUGGACAGCAGGCAUAACUCGCAGACGGUAGAGAUGAGAGAGAUGGGGCGUGACGGUUACUCGGAUACCGAGCACUUUCAGCCAAUGGAAGGCCACGGAAGGGCAGCUUCCAUGCCACGCCUUCCAGGCGACAACCAACAGCGAAGGAAAGGGAGGCAGCGUGGAAAUAACCUCAGUACUAUAACAGAUAAUAGUCCUAUGAAGCGCUCGGCCUCCUCCCUUGGUCACAGUCGAUCUGGGAGGGGCCAGAGGGAAAGGGGUGGGGCCGAUGAUUAUGCAAUGGAGUAUGUGAUCCCCGAGGAGGGCGGAGCACCGAGGCACAGCCACCGACGCCGCGACCGAAGCCACCGGGCCUCUGAGCGGUCACUGUGUCGAUAUACAGACGCAGAUACAGCAGGACUGGGCACAGACUUGAGCACCACCACUCAGUCAGGUGACCUGCCACCCAAGGAGAAGGACCGUGACCGCGACAGAGACCGCAGUCGGCAGAAAGACCGCAAACACCACCACCAUCACCACCACCAUCACAGCGGCUCUGUGGACAAGGAGCGCUACACACCAGACCGCGCCGACCGGGGGGGAGAGCACGGUGGUCACAGACAGCCCCGAGGAGACAGAGACCACGACCGGGAUAGGGAGCACGACCGUCGCUGGUCACGGUCACCCAGCGAGGGCAGAGAGUGCAUGACACACAGACAGGGCAGUAGUUCGGUGAGCGAAAGUCCCGCUCCCUCUACCUCGGGGACCAGUACCCCGAGACGAGGCCGUCGGCAACUCCCUCAGACCCCGGCAACGCCCCGUCCACACGUCACCUACUCUCCUGUCGUCCGUAAAGCCAUGGCCACACCUCCCGGAGCCCAGCCCCUGGGGCGCAAUCCCGCCCCCGCCCCUCACCGCUUCUCCCCUGAGCCCCCCCAGGGACCUCCCCCACCCCACCAUGGCUCACCCAACCAAGCCUGCCACCUCCCUCCCCGCUGGGGGGACGGGGGAGGAGGAGGAGGAGAGAGUGGGUCGCUGGAGGGCGACGGCUGCUUCUACAACCAGGACUACCAGGAUUACGACCGUGAGCACCACAAACCGCCUCCCUACGAGCAGAGCCCCACACAGGGCAACCCUCACAAACCUCACCCCCUCAACCACCCUACUCUCCCCGUGCUAAACCAUCCCCCAACCCCACAGCAGCAGCACCCUAUCAACCCGCACCCAAACAACCCCCACCCCAACAACCCCCACUCCCCGCACCUCGCCCAGGACUUCCCGCCAUGCGCCCCCACCCAACACCACCCCCACCCCCAAGGGCAGCAGCCUCCCCCCCACUCGACGCCUCCCCAAUGGCUACCGUGCAUCCUCCCCCUCCUCGCAACACCACCACGGCCCCACCCACCCCGGGCCCCACAAGGUCCCCCUCCCCAGCCUAGAGGGCCCCGCACUAAAGACCUGCACGAACCCUACAACAACACGGAUGAUAACAGGUGCUAGCCUCUGGAGACUAUGGAGGGAUGGAUGGAGGGAGGGAGGGAGGGAGGGCUCAACCACACUGUCUGAGUUAUCAGUCCCUACCUCCCAGCCCAGGAAAACACACAGCCAGAGCACUGAUCACCAUGAGACAGGGGAAACCAAGGCAUGAUUCUUUCUUUCCUUAUUUCCGUUUGUUUUUCUUUUAGUUUCUUCUGCUGCUCAGUGUUUCCCGGGGAUGGAGGGAGUGAGGAAGGGGUAGUUAGAAUAAAGGGAUGAGGAGGAGGACCACUGAAGGAUGAGUGGAAAUUAGUGAACAGGGUAUGGAGUACAAACCAAUUCCUCCUCCAAAAACAAUGGAACCCAGCUCAUCAGAUGCAAGGAGACAAAAAUGGAUGAUUUCAAAAUGGAUGAUAUAGGGGACGGAUGCUUUUCUCAACGUAUCAUGAUGCUACGCCUCUGGAAACAAUAUUAAAAACCGCCACAACGACCAAGACGUCAUCACGUAAUCAACGCAACGUUGCGUUAGUUGCAAAAACCAACCACGAACCCCGAUGAUGGGGAGAUAUUGAUGAGUUUUAUCAUCUGUGUUUACUGUUAAUAAUGACAUCAGUGAUGAUGAGCCUUCCACCUGAGUGUGGUGGGGGGAGUGGGGGGGACACCAGGACACACACCCUAACUCUGAACGAGAGAGGGGGUAAUGUAGGCGGAAUCUAUCCAUCCCAACCCCCCAACCCCCCCAAAAAGAUUCCGCCCCAACCGAGUAGAGAAGAAACAUAAAAAAGUGGAUGGUGAACAUAAAAAUAAAAAAAAACUUAAAAACAAACAUUUUCUUCAGUAUUUCUUCUUCUACUCCUGCGGCUGCUACUUUUCCCUCUUCCUCUUCUUCUUCUUCUUCGAAACAUUGAAGCUUGAUUCUUCUGUUGCACCCGCACAGCUUCGUUGGAACUUGCAGAGUUUAAAAACCUGUGGAAUCCUGCAUGAUUGAUACAAAAAAAUGAUAACAAAGAGAAACUACUGUAAUGUGGGGGAAACUAUCCCUGGGUCCUUUCUAUAUUAGUCUGUGGGGUUCUCUAUUUUUCCUGUAAAUCCCUUUGUUUCUCUCUCUCUCUCUCUCUCUUCCUGUGCUGGAGGUAUAAUCAGAAUAGUUAGGAUGGAUGGAGAGAUGAGGCGAUGAGGAAGAGAAGCACAAGGUCCAAGCCUUUUUUAUGCGGAGGGACAGGAUGAUCUAUUUCCCACUUUGCUCUUAUUGAAAUGCUCUGUGCCAAGUUAUAACUGUUGAUGUGGCUGAGAUUGCACAAUCAUUUUCAAGGAAGUAGAUAUUUUGUUACAAGGCCUAGUUUUAUUUCAUGAGAGGAAAGAAGGCAGGAAAGUAUGAAAACGCACACCCCACAUAUUAUUGGUUCAUAUUAAAAGGGAGUUGAAACUGGGGGAGGAAGUUACAAGCUCCAUGGUCCUUAUUGGCUCUCCAUCUGCUGAUGCAUAGCCUCGUUCAAACCAGAGAUAUGUCUCUAGUCUUCCAGGGUUUGUGUUUGAAAGAGCGAUGAAAAGAGAGAGAGAGAAAGAAAGGACGAUGAAAGGAGGGAACCUCUUCAUCUUUUGUUUAUUUGUUAUUAAUAGUGAUAAUGGUUCUAUAGAUACUGAUAACAAUACUAUUGAUGAUUAUGAUAAUGACGAUGAUGAUAAUAACAACGAUGAUGAUAAUGGUGAUGAUGAUGAUGAUGACAAUGUUCAUGCUUGUGAGAGAGAAUUAUUUUAGUCUUGUAUUUGUGUUUGUUACUUUCGAGUCGGUUGUGCUCAGCGCGUCACCAUCUUUGUUUCGUGAGACGUUCUGUCUGGUUGGUGGUCCACUGGUCUGGCUGGUGGGCGGAGCUUUGUCAGAGAGGUGCAUUGUGGGAACAGGAGUAAUCAUAGUAAUGACUCUGAUACAGUGUAAUACGGUGGGGAAGGGAAAAGGAACUUAAAAAGGAACUUUAAAAAAAGAACAAUGUCAAACAUCAUACAGGAAAUCAUGUAUCUGACAUGUAUACUUGUUCAUUGGACAGUUGUUUACAUAUAUGAAUCAUUUGGGUAAAUAUAGGGCAGCUAAAUGGUCUUGCUUAGGUAACGGGGUCUACAGACUAAAGUAGACCAGAUAAAGCAGUAAUGAGACAGAGCUCCUCUGCCAGUUUGGCCCUCUAGGUGGCACUGUAUGCAAUACAUUGCAUCCCUGUCCUAUUGUAUCAUUGUAUCACCCCUUCUAUUUUGACUGUCGGAUUCCAAUGUUUUUGUAUCUGUCUUUCAACUGGGAGCAUAAGGUUUAAGUGUUGUCUGUCACUGGUGGAUCACCUCCUUUGUGUUCAGGACAUGUAACACAGCCAAUCACAAAUGCACAGGACAUGUAUCACAGCCAAUGAAAAUGCAUGGGAGAAACAAUGACUGGGUCUUUUCUGCCAAACCUCUGUGUCCUGUUUCACCCUAUUCUCUUUUUGUGUGUCUUUGUGCGCCUCAACCUAACAUCCAUCCUAAUACCCACCACUGUCCCGUAUAGUGUCUCUCUCACAAUUGCCGGACUUUGAGGAUUGCCAUAGUGAACCAUUAAUUUAUUCGAAUUAUGUCAUUAUUAUUCUUAUUAUUACACCCCAUGUCAAAACCAUUAGCGUCAGGUAACAGUGUUUGUUCAUGGCUGCCAUAGAUAUAGCGCAGUUAGAUCUGCACAAAUCUGGAUUCUGAUGUACUGUAAAGACAUAUCCCAUGAUUCUAUGUACCACACUUUGACCAGGAAGUGCACAGGCACAUUGCCUUUACAGUAUUCAUCUAACGUAGGAAUGUCAUAGACGUGUAUAAGUUACAUCACAACACUGAUAAGAUAGGAAUACACAGAUACACUCUCAGUAUGUAGCUCCUGGCUGUAGCAAGUAUGCAUGUACGUGCGUAUGGCGUGUGUGCGUUUGCGUGUGUGUCUGUGUAUGAAUGCGUUCUUUUAUAGCAGAAUGUGUGUGUACAUUCAAUGUGUGUGUGUACAUCAAUAGCUAGCUGUUUUCGUUGGAUAUUUCAUUUCAUUUGUUUAUUUGCUUUGAAUAUUUGAGGAUGACAUUUGAGUUGGUAAGUGUUUGUGUGUGUGUGUGUGUGUGUGUGUGUGUGUGUGUGUGUGUGUGUGUGUGUGUGUGUGUGUGUGUGUGUGUGUGUGUGUGUGUGUGUGUGUGUGUGUGUGUGUGUGUGUGUGUGUGAGUUAGCCUGUGUUUGUGAGCGAGUGUCAGAAUGUUUGUGUGUCUGUGUGCAAGAUGAAAUAAGAUGUCAAUCACCCUACAAUUGAAACUAUGAGAGGCCCUAACAUUCACUGUCAAUCAUUGUGUCCUGUACUGACCAACCAUCCACUAACAACACAUAUUCUAAAUAACCCCACCAUUACUUCAAAAAGCAAUGUAAAGCUGCUAUGGAAAACAUAGAAAUAAAAGCAUUUUAAGUACCAAAAAAAUACCAAAAAAGGGAAAAUAUCUACUUCCAGAACUGCAUGUGCUAUGUGCAUGCCACACCGUGGGUGAACAGUCAUCUUCAGGAAUCAAAAAAUAAGAAUAUGAAUUCAGAUUUAAAAAAAAUAUAUGAAUAUAGAUAGAUGUUUAUACUAAGCAACAUGUUUUCUUUCUUCCUUCUAUUUUUGAGAACAAAAAAGGUUUAAAAAAAAUAUAUAUAAAAAAAACAUCAGCUGAGAAUCAAAGUUGGUUUGUUUAUUUAUGUUGCCAGCUGUUAACUGUAAACAUGGAGGUGAGACACUACACAGCCAUGUUCAGGACACUACAAAAAAAAAGAGAAGUCCUGUUUUAAAGAAGAGAAUCAAAUGAAAAGAGAUGGGGAUAUCCCUGCCUACUUUUGGGUGGGGCCAGGAGCCAGCCAAAUCUGAUGAUGUAACCCUUAAAACUCUGGCUGUGGGAUCUUUUAUCUCUCACUCACUCCCUCUCUAUUUCUCUCUCACUCUUAUCUCUCACACUCUCAACCUAUCUCACCGCUAUUUCUACCCGUGCAUUUUGUAAUUCCAGACAGAAUUCUUCCUAAUGAAUAAAAACCAGAGAGAUGCACACUGUUGGUCUGGAGAGA